Molecule: messenger RNA, 3054 nt
Organism: Mauremys reevesii (Reeves's turtle)
Lineage: Eukaryota; Metazoa; Chordata; Testudines; Geoemydidae
Gene: DAB1
Product: DAB adaptor protein 1
Exons: 20
Coding region: 967-2679 (570 amino acids)
Biological process (GO): ventral spinal cord development; lateral motor column neuron migration
Source: RefSeq, a predicted model, not a curated record
GAAUUAUUAAGGGUAUUCACGUAAAUGUGUUACUGCACAGCAAGGCAAAGCAAAGCGCACACGUUAUACACUACGUGGUGAAAUGCUGUCGGGCUCCAGUAUUAGGAGAAAUGUGGUAGUGAUGUAUACGGUAUGAACGAUGUGGCCUGCAGAGUACUAGCACUGCCUCUGCUGCUGUUGCUUCUGCUGCUGUGAUUGAGGUGCUCUCACUGAACUGAAACUGCUGAGGAUUUGCUCACUGGGAUACCCAUUUCCAAGUCUUCGUUUGGAGGGAUCUACUGCCCACAGGCAGACACACACAGACCCCCUUGAAAAAAGAACUGACAACAAAAGGGGGAGCCUUUUUUCUGCAACAAGAGGAUGAGUUGGGGGCUGAUCAGGGAGCAGCAGUGGCUCAAGUGAGCAACAUGGUGGCUGCGAGUGGGAUCUAGUCUUCAUGGUUGGAAGGAAUUUUUCAUACAGGACAGAGCCUCUCAUGAUGUGUCUUCAUAUCUCUAACCAUUUUGUCACCCAUCUCUGAACCCCAACUGGUCCACAAUCCCAGUUCUGUACCUGGCACUAUUUUUAAGACCUCAAGAAAGACCUGCCCCUCACACAUGGUUGAUGGCCUGCGUGGAGAGUACUGAGAGUGGAGUGUGUGGAGUCUCUCUGUAGGGACCUGAGCACAGGGUGGAUUGUAUCUCAGGGGUGCUGCUCCCCACUUCUGCGUGGUUAGAGAAUCACAGUGCCUGGGUGUGACAUCGUCAUGAAUGAGAGAAGAAAGUAAUACAGUAUUGGAUGUGCCUGUUUGCUGCCACUGUUUAGAGAGAAAAUGAUGCAUUAUGGGGAAUCACUCAAAAGGAGUGAAUGAGAUGAGCUAUCUGGGUUAUAGUAUCUGAAGGGCUAAGUUAUUCUCUUGGAGAGCCAUUCUAAAUGAGCCUGACCGAGACACUGGAUCUGUGUGAAGAAGACUAAGGAUAUAAUAGGAUGUCAACUGAGACAGAACUUCCAGUGGCUGUUAAAACCAGCGCAAAGAGAGACUCCAAAAAGAAAGGUCAGGAUCGCAGUGAAGCCACUUUAAUAAAGAGGUUUAAAGGUGAUGGUGUCCGAUACAAAGCAAAACUGAUUGGGAUAGAUGAGGUUUCUGCAGCGCGAGGAGACAAGUUAUGCCAAGAUUCCAUGAUGAAACUCAAGGGAAUUGUUGCUGCGGCUCGUUCGAAAGGAGAACAUAAACAGAAAAUAUUUUUAACUGUCUCCUUUGGAGGAAUCAAAAUCUUUGAUGAAAAGACAGGACUACUACAGCACCAUCAUGCAGUUCAUGAAAUUUCGUACAUUGCAAAGGAUAUCACAGACCACCGAGCCUUUGGAUAUGUAUGUGGAAAGGAAGGAAAUCAUAGAUUUGUGGCAAUAAAAACAGCCCAGGCAGCUGAGCCUGUAAUUCUGGACUUGCGAGACCUGUUUCAACUCAUUUAUGAAUUGAAACAAAGGGAAGAAAUGGAAAAAAAGGCACAAAAGGACAAGCAGUGUGAACAAGCAGUAUACCAGACAAUUUUGGAAGAAGAUGUAGAAGAUCCUGUGUACCAGUACAUUGUGUUUGAGGCUGGACAUGAGCCAAUCCGUGAGCCUGAAACAGAAGAAAACAUAUAUCAGGUUCCGACGAGCCAAAAGAAGGAAGGUGUUUAUGACGUGCCAAAAAGUCAACCUGUAAGUCUGCAGAAUGGAAACUUAUUGCUGGACAUUGAGGAAAAUCUUGUUACAAUCACUCAGGCUGUUACCCAACUAGAGCUUUUUGGGGACAUGUCCACUCCUCCUGAUGUAACCUCUCCCCCAACUCCUGCAACUCCAGGUGAUGCCUUUAUCCCAUCUUCAUGCCAGUCACUUCCUGCUAUUGCAGACACAUUUGGUUCUGUACCUUUCAGCACUGCUGCUGUACCCUCAGGUUAUGUUGCAAUGGGAGCUGUCCUGCCCUCCUUCUGGGGACAGCAACCACUCGUUCAACAACAAUUGGCCAUGAGUGCUCAGCCUCCAGUUGCUCAGGUGAUGCAGGGAGGACAGCCAAUAGCAUGGGGCCAACCUGGUAUUUUUUCUCCUACUCAGCAACCAUGGCCAUCUGUAGCUGGUCAGUUCCAACCAACUGCCUUCAUGCCAACACAAACUGUUAUGCCUUUACAAGCAGCCAUGUUUCAAGGUACCAUUGCUCCCAUAGCUACUGUUCCACCCACAAGCGAUUCCACCAGAUCAAGUCCACAGACAGACAGGCCCAGGCAGAAAAUGGGAAAAGAAAUGUUCAAAGAUUUCCAGAUGGCUCAGCCUCCGCCAGUGCCAUCACGAAAACCAGACCAGCCUUCCCUCAGUUGUACCUCAGAGGCCUUCUCCAGCUAUUUUAACAAAGUCGGGAUGGCACAGGAUGCAGAUGAUUGUGAUGACUUUGACAUCUCUCAACUAAAUUUGACUCCUGUGACUUCUACAACGCCAUCUACAAAUUCACCUCCAACCCCUGCUCCCAGACAGAGUUCUCCAUCAAAAUCAUCAGUGUCUCAUACCAGUGACCCUACUGCAGAUGACCUCUUCGAAGAGGGGUUUGAAAGCCCAAGCAAAAGUGAAGAGCAGGAGGCUCCUGAUGGAUCUCAGGCCUCUUCCAACAGUGAUCCAUUUGGUGAGCCUACUGGUGAUACUAUAAGUCCACAGGUCGGUAGCUAGAUAGCACAGGUUGGGGAAACAGAACCUCUCUACGCCCAGAUCAACAGACCUAAGAAAUAGCAUUAUUACAGGCUUGUGGUGCUUCAAGACUCCAGUGAAAAUCUACAACCUGACAGGCCUUUUGGCUCUUAUGCUUGUUUUCAAUUGAUCGUGUCCGACAAAGGAUAGAGGAUUGCCCUACCAAACGUACCUGACCGUUUUUGGCAAUGAAUGGCAAAUUUCUAUGGCAGCACAAACAUAAAAACGAGCCCUGCUUACCAUGCCAAGCGUCUGAGUUCUGAGCACUCACAGUACGAAAUCUUACUCCUUGUUCUUCGUUUAAACUUUUGUCCUCUUCUUUACACCCCACCUGAACAAUGGGCAUUUGAAAUUGAA